Messenger RNA from Colletotrichum spaethianum, 732 nucleotides. RefSeq lists its product as uncharacterized. Lineage: Eukaryota; Fungi; Ascomycota; Sordariomycetes; Glomerellales; Glomerellaceae. Bases 1 to 732 code for a protein of 243 amino acids. The transcript has 3 exons. The record is from RefSeq and is a predicted model, not a curated record.
AUGCCUCCCAAGCGCAAGCCUGAAGCUGCCUGGAACCCGUGGUUCUUUACUUGCGACCCUCCUGCUGGAAACAAUUACCUGGCCAUAACUCCUGUCAAUGCCACAAUCGCAACUUCCUUAGUGUGGCGAAAACUCGAGUCUCCGAUCGGUAGUCUCUACUGCGAAGUCCAGUUUGCCGAUGAAAUUCAGAAUGGUCAGACUCGCAAGAAAGUUGCUCAGGCCUUCUGGCAGGCUAUCGCAAGAGGCAAUGUCCUUCAAGUCCUCCAAGAUCAUACCAAGACUGGCUUGUUCAAGCGUCGCGUUUUCGUCUAUGCCGGUUAUCAGGGUGCUUUUGGAUCCCUGGCUUGGAAGCUUGCUAGUCGCAUGCAGGCUGGCGCCGCCUUGGCUGUCCAUGGCCUUGGUGGUCGCAAUGCUGUCCCUUGCGAAUGCUGCGAAAAGGGUUGGCAGGCUGUCCGGGCUGGGCCUGAUCAGGAGUUUGGAUACAUGGGUCGGGUAAAGGGCACCAAAGAGCGAAGAGCCAGCGGCGGCGGCGUCCCCUCAAGCAUUCCUAACAAUAUCUCUUCUAUCGAUUCCACGCAGUUCUUUCGGUCUGACCUUAUGAAACUUAUCAAGGAUCAGUAUAAGGGGCUUUCUAAGAAGGAGAGAAAGUCGCCUGGUAUCUUGGAUGGCUCUAUCUGGGUGCAGGAUAGUAUUGACUGGAAGACGGAGGGUGAUGAUGAGGAUUCGGACUAG